CAGAUUUCAUUCACUGUGUGGCUGCCGCGCCGAGAACAACAGGCUACCUCCCUCAGUCCUGUGAUGCUGCACAGCUAUGGGACAAAGGAAACCUAAAAAUCUUUGAAGGAAGGUUGUCCUCUAACAAUGAGCCAUAAAAUCAACAUCAACAUGCGACUCUAAACACGAAACUCAUAGUAAAUAAUCGCCUUGUUGGUUACUGGUAACAUAUACACUUUAAUUAAAAAAAAAAUACCAACAAAAAACAAAAAAGGGGAUUAUUAUUAUUUUGUAUUCAGUGAGAACAUCAAUAUCACAGUUGUUUAGAGGCUUCUGAGAUAAACAGGCGCCUAAUGUUUUUCUUUGUCAAGGUCUUGCUUUAGAGCUGCCCUGCUAGAAUAAGAAAUGUGGAAUAAAACAUGCACAUAACCAGAGGGGUUCAGCCUGCCCCAGUCCUACUGGCAAGGCAGUCUUUUCUUCAUCACCUGGCCCUGCAGCAGCUCCACGAGUCCAUGUGCACCAUUUACUGACGGACUUGUCAGCACAACAAGGAGCUGCCUGAAGCUAAAACUCCAUCUGCGCCAUGACUUCAUCAGACAAUGACGAAACGGGGAGUGAUCUGUCGGAGUCUCUGGAGAUCUGUGAGCUCCAGGAUCAAUACAUGGAUGCAGGAAACUGCUUCAAGUCCAAAAGUUUACCCAUCCUGAAUGGACCCUGUCAGCAAGAUGGCAAAAUAGCCAAACCUCGGCUGCUUGACACAACCCACACCUGCAUAGCUGUAGGGGAAAGCAGGGAGCUUCAGCUAAAAACUCCAGAAUCCAGCUUGGGAGAGUCCCCCUCUUCCAGGACAGACUUCUCUCCUUCUGUCUCCAGCAUGGUGGGGCUCAGCAGCUCUCUGCCAGUGGAGGGCCACAGGCCUCCAGGCUCUAGAGGCAAAAAACUUGGUUUCUCCCUCACCCGCUUCAUCCACAUCCCAGCAAGGAAGUAUGUGCGAGUCAUCCUGAGUGACUCCCGCUGCUUCUUGUUCUGCAUGUGCUACCUGACCUUCAUUCAAUCCCUGAUGGUUUCGGGCUACCUGAGCAGUGUCAUCACCACCAUUGAGAAGCGUUACAGCCUGCGCAGCUCUGAGUCUGGGCUGCUGGUCAGCUGCUUUGACAUUGGCAGCUUGCUUGUGGUCGUCUUCAUCUCCUACUUCGGUGGCAGGGGUCAGAGGCCACGUUGGUUGGCUGUGGGUGGUGUAGUCAUCGCUAUAGGAGCAGCCUUGUUUUCCCUACCGCACUUCAUCUCGCCACCCUACCAGAUACAAGAGAUUAACUCCUCAGUUGGCCACGAAGGCCUCUGUCAGAGCGGCAACAGCAGCGGACGUGAACUGCUCAAUGUGGCAUCCUGUCCUCGCGAUCAGGAGGGCAAUGAGCACAACUUGUACGUGGCUCUGUUCAUCUGCGCCCAGAUACUUGUGGGCAUGGGGUCAACGCCGAUCUACACCCUUGGACCCACUUACUUAGAUGACAACGUGAAGAAAGAAAAUGCAUCUCUCUAUCUGGCCAUCAUGUAUGUAAUGGGAGCCCUGGGACCUGCAGCUGGUUACCUUCUGGGAGGCGUCCUUAUUGGCUUCUACGUUGACCCCAAAACUGUUGUGAGCAUCGACCAGAAUGACCCUCGCUUCGUUGGCAACUGGUGGAGUGGCUUUCUCCUGUGUGCCAUAGCCAUGCUUCUGGUGAUCUUCCCCAUGUUUGCCUUUCCAAAAAAGCUGCCUCCACGCCAUAAGAAGAGGAAGAAGAAAAAGAUAGGCUCACCAGGUGACAUGUCUAGUGAUGAUGACAUGAUGAAAGAAAAGUCCAGCAGCAAAGGCCAAAAUGUGUCCUCCUCCAUGGGCUUUGGAAAGGAUAUCAAAGACCUCCCCAAGGCAGCGCUAAGGAUCCUCAGCAACAUGACCUUCCUGUUUGUCAGCCUCUCCUACACAGCUGAGUGUGCUAUUGUCACAGCAUUCAUCACAUUCAUCCCCAAGUUUAUUGAAUCACAGUUUGGCAUCCCAGCCUCUAAGGCCAGCAUAUACACAGGUUUGAUCAUCGUGCCCAGUGCCGGAGUGGGGAUCGUUUUAGGGGGUUACAUCAUUAAGAAGCUGAAGCUCGGUGCGAGAGAGUCGGCCAAGCUGGCCAUGAUCUGCAGCGGUGUGUCUCUGCUCUGCUUCUCUACCCUCUUCAUAGUGGGCUGCGAGAGUAUCAAUUUAGGAGGCAUCAACAUACCCUACACCACAGGUCCAACCCUGACCAUGACCCACAGGAACCUUACAGGCAGCUGCAAUGUGAACUGUGGCUGCAGGAUCCAUGAGUACGCGCCAGUCUGCGGCUCUGACGGCAUCACCUACUUCAACCCCUGCCUGGCUGGAUGCAGCACUGUGGGCAAUGACAGCACCGGGAUCAGAAACUACACUGACUGCGGCUGCGUGCAGAGCAGACAGGUCAUCACUCCAUCCUCCGGUGGCCAGGUUAACCAGCUCCAGCUGGUCAUCGUCAAAACAUACCUGAAUGAAAAUGGCUAUGCCAUGUCGGGGAAGUGCGACCGCACCUGCAACACACUCAUCCCUUUCCUCAUCUUCCUCUUCAUUGUCACACUCAUCACCGCGUGUGCCCAGCCGUCUGCCAUCAUCGUCACACUCAGGUCUGUUGAUGAACAAGAGAGGCCUUUUGCUCUUGGGAUGCAGUUCGUUUUGCUCCGAACACUUGCCUACAUACCCACGCCCAUCUACUUCGGUGCUGUCAUUGACACCACCUGCAUGCUCUGGCAGCAGGACUGCGGCGUGCACGGCUCCUGCUGGGAGUACGACGUUACCUCUUUCCGCUUUGUCUACUUCGGACUGGCCGCCAGCCUGAAGUUUGUCGGCUUUGUCUUCAUCUUCCUCACCUGGUAUUCAAUCAAGCACAAGGAGGCGCGGGCCGAGCGCUGGCGCCAGCACCUGCCUCCGCUGGGCACUGUUAGCGAGCUCAUCUGUCACGUCGGGGGCCAGAAAAGCCACGCCCGCACCCGCUCCUGCCCCGUGUUCAUCCCUCCCCGACCGGAGCCGCCUGCUGCCCUGCUGCUCAACCGAGGCCACAGUAGCCUCAGUUGCCCAGGCAAUGCUCUCAAAGCAAUAACUCCACCCGUCUUGUUGCCACAUCAUCACAGAGGCUCCGCCCAUGUCUGAAAUCUUGCCAGCCUCCCUCUGGGGUUCAUUGUGACAUGUGCCUUCCUGUUUGUGUUUAUGCACAACAGUGUCUACUUUUACACCAAUCAGAUGCCAGACUGGCAGGCAGAGGCACAAGAUGCCCACCAUAACUAAAGGGCUGCUCAUUGUUCAUGGAAACAGGUGGAAAGACAUUUUUCUCAGCUCAUAUCAUCAGCUGCAGCCAUUUCAUCACAGUUUGGACGACGUAUGAACAUCACAUGGUGCUACUGUUAAUGGGCGUGGCAUUAUAGACUCUGUACAGACAGAUGAGUCAUCAACAUGUCAUCUAAAGCACAAAAGACAAACCUGACCUAUGCAAAAUCAGUGUACAGCUCAUUCCCUCUCAGUACUGUACAGCUCCCUCUGUAUUCCACAUGUACCUCCUUCUUCUCUGCGCAAUAUACACACAUCUAGUUGUUGUUGGCCUGUUCAUGCUUUCAUUUUUUUGCGACAGUUUGAGCUGUUGUCUUGUCUGGUUCACACAAGUUGUCCACAUCCUAUCACCUCAUUUUCUUUCCUUUUUCUUUUCCUUAACAGUGCCUCUUAGGCUGUUUUGGCCAGUCCAGAAUACAAAGCUAGCCAUCAGGGUUCAAGCUAGUUAAUGACAAGCCAGUCUCUUCGCUUCACUUCGCUUUGCAGACCCUUAGCUUUUGUGAUUAGAAACAUCUGUCACAGUUGCAAACUUUUUUUUUUAGCCUGCGCUUGGUAACAUCAGGCUAAAAAUAAAUAAGCACCAAUGGUACAAUGUCAGUGAAAGCUACCAUUUUAUAUUGUGAUCUUAUUUAAAUGUUAAGUGGCAAAUGGGGAAAAAGGAAAUGAGAAUCAUUUAUGUGCUGAAGCUACUGUAGGACCUAAACAUGUGACAGGUUUGAAAAUGUGGCACAACUGUGGUUUUUCUUUCACCCUUUUUCAAAACCAGAUGAAGAAAUAUCUCAUUUUGGCUUUGUAUUGCAAUGGCUCCUCCAUUCUAAGAGGUCAUCAAAUGUACAUAGUAGUUAUUUAGAUGUCUAGACUUAAAAGAUUUAGUGCCGCAAGCAUGGCCCCGUUUAUCAGCUAGAAGAAUCUGAUGCUUUUUCAGUUCUUGGGCCCUCUAGUGGACAGAGAGAAGAUUGCGUGAAGGCCAAUGAAUGUUACUGUUGGUCAGACUCACUGUACUAUAAAAGUCUUGGUUAGAAAUUAAAUGCUGCUCUGUAUUUCGACAGUUUUCAAAAAAUUAUACUUCAGGGGAUUCAAAUAAAAAAAUCAGAUCUGCUCUCUUGGAUUUUUAAAAUAUUCUCUAGUUUGAUGUUAAAGCUUAAACUAUUGCAUGAGCCUGAACUGUAAGAUGCCAGAGUAAAUUUGCUUCUAUGCUGGGCUCAUGGUACAAGUAUCAUAUGAUUUUACUUUGAACCUAAGGGGAAAUUACUGUAAAGAAGUGGAAAACAUGACAACAAGGCCUUUUUGUGUUCUGGUAUUAGACAUAUCAAAAUAAAUACAAAAAGUAACGUCAGACACGUUUUGAAAACCAAAUUUUAAGAUUUUUUUUUUACCUUAUGCGGGUCAGCAAAAGCCCCCUGAUAAAACUAUAGUAUUUUGAUAAUUAUGAAUUUUAGUUAAUAAAUGUUGCACUUAACGAGGAAUCUAAUGCAGUGAAUGAAGUAAAAAGUUAAGUUUUGUGUAAGAAUCUUGGUAAUCUCCCAGGUGAAGAUUAUCAUGUUGUAAUGGCUAAUUUUAGUAUUGUGACUUAGAACAUCAAAGUACAUAUUCAUAAAUGGCCGUGUAAAUACGAAAAAGCAAAUUAUGCAUAUUACAGAGUUUGCACAUAGAAGUGUAUUUAUGAACUUACAUAACAGCUACACGUUGGAUUUAUCUUGCGGGGUCUGAACAGUAUUAUUCACAUGGGAAGGGUCGAGAUCAUCUCACGUCAUUGCGGGAGGGAGUCAAGAGGUUUUCAUCUGGGUUACACUGGUAAAUUAUUAAAAAUGUUUAAGUCAUGGCACUCAGAAGGCCGCUAUCUCUGUCUGUACUGAUUCUCUACCCUUCCUCCAUUGCUCUGAAGGAUUAUAAAGGCAAAUUUGAACUUCAUGUCAGUUCAGGACAUAACCCAAGCUAUAUUCUGGAAGUUGAGCUCUUUUUGCUUUGUGUUCCGCAGGAGCCGAAGUGGAAUUGAAGUUUGUGAACAUUUGCUUUACAAACACCUUGAAUACUUGAUAUUUGUCAUUAAAAACUUUAAAAUGAAAAAAAAGAAAAUGGUGGAGUCAUAAAGUGUUUAUACAGACAAGUGGUGGGGCAAAGUUUGAUGUUGACUGAGUUUAUUUAACAGCAUCAUGGCUUUUUUCUGAAACCAGAGUUCUUCUACACACCAUCAAGAAAGAAAAAAGGAUUGAGUGACUUUUUUUUCUGUGACCAAUUUAAAAUAGAACUGCAAUACUGACAAACUGUGCGACCACUUCCUGUUACAUUUGAAAUAACUCUUCAGUGAUUAUCAAAGCACAACAUCAUGCACAGCAUUAUCAGUUGGUAAUAUUUUGAAAAAAAAAAAGUUACACACUGAACAUUUUCCAACUCCCAGGUAAUUUUGAGGAAAUAAGGAAAUUUAA
This is a messenger RNA of Melanotaenia boesemani (Boeseman's rainbowfish), 5763 nucleotides long. RefSeq names its product solute carrier organic anion transporter family member 5A1. Lineage: Eukaryota; Metazoa; Chordata; Actinopteri; Atheriniformes; Melanotaeniidae. Gene Ontology annotation, cellular component: membrane. The transcript is spliced from 10 exons. The coding region runs from base 563 to 3163 and encodes 866 amino acids. Gene Ontology annotation, biological process: sodium-independent organic anion transport; transmembrane transport. The record is from RefSeq and is a predicted model, not a curated record. Gene Ontology annotation, molecular function: protein binding.